This is a messenger RNA of Anopheles arabiensis, 1605 nucleotides long. RefSeq lists its product as uncharacterized. NCBI's taxonomy places the organism in Eukaryota, Metazoa, Arthropoda, Insecta, Diptera, Culicidae. The record is from RefSeq and is a predicted model, not a curated record. Gene Ontology annotation, cellular component: nucleus; transcription regulator complex. The transcript has 3 exons. Bases 663 to 1058 code for a protein of 131 amino acids. Gene Ontology annotation, biological process: regulation of transcription by RNA polymerase II.
UUUGCGGCCUUAUGUUCUGCUAAUGAUAUUGCACUAAAUUUAAUUGCACUACAUUAAGUUUUUAAUAUCUUUCGUAAAAGUUAUAUGAGUAUGAAAAUGUCGAUACAAUUUGUCAUGAAUAACUUAAAUUUUAAGAUUUUCGCGCAUAAAAUUAUAUCGCGCGCUGUGUGUGCGGCGGCGUAAUUCGCUACUCGUAUAGCCGUCUCGUUUCUUCUUGUGUGUGCUUAACCGUUGCUCACCGCAUCAAGAACAUUGCUGCUCACACACACGUCAGUCUGUGGCAAACAAUUGGAGGGGGAGGAUGUGUCUGUUUGCUCCAGAAAUCGUGUGUGAUUUUUUUGUUCUGGAUUUGGUUCCAUCGCUGUUUGUUUUGGUGAAUUUGAAAAGGUAAGGCCGCAAAUACACAACGCGCGUUUUCCGCGCCCGCGUUCAAACGCGUAUAACAGUAGAACAGUUCCGCAGAGAUGUCCAGCAUGAACAUUUCUGCGUUUCCGCGGUAGCGCGUUCGAAUGACAUUUCAUCAUUGUUUACAUUUUGGCCGGUAAAACGUUGUUUGUUGUAUUUGCGUGAAAUUUACGAUAAAAACACAAAAAUGGGUAAUAAAGGAGUGAUAGAAUGUAUAUUUGGAGAUAUAUAACCCCAGUUUUCUAUUUUUAGAUUAUAUGCCAGACAAAAAAAAGAGGAAGAAGAACAUCCAUAUGAGUGAGGAAAUUACUCUUGUGUUUGUAGACCUUGUGUUCCGGCAUGAAGCCAUUUGGAACCGGAAACACAAGGAUUACAAAGAUAUUAAUCGUCGGAACGACGAUUGGUGCAGCAUAGCUGACCAAGUGGGAUUGUCAGUCAAUGUGUUGAAGGACAAGUGGGCAUCACUCCAGUCUACAUAUAGAAAGUGCCGAUCAACAUACAACAAGAGUCUGGUAACUGGUUCUGGAGCUGAUGAAGUUGACAACCCCACUUGGUUUGCCUAUAGUGCGAUGCGGUUUCUCGAUGGAACAACCGAUUGUGGUAAAACGUUGAAUACCGUAAGUAAAUAUAUACAUUCGGUCCGCGUUGGUUGAACUUUGAUAUCAUCUCAAUAAUUUUAUUUGUGUUUUUAUAUGGAAAAAGCACAAGUUUAAUAGUUGACAUGCAAUCUAAGUUCUAUCAGCGAGUUCAAACUAUUUAUGUUUUAUUUUAUGUCCAUGGUUAUAUUAUUCUAUAAGCUCUUCACAUCAUUUUAAACGAACGUAUUACCGAUAGUAUAAGGUAAAAAAGAUAAUAAAACUAAUAAUAUUGUUUUCCACAAAUUUUACAAAUGUAUUCAAGCGCAUUGUAUGCUACCAGCUAUCCGAAAUUAGAAAAACUAUUAAAUAUUUAGCGCUUUCUUUUGAUUUACUGAUUGUUUAUUUGAAAGAGAGGAGAACGAGAUGAGUUGCGAGAUAAGACUUACAUUUAUUACUGUACAAAUUCAACUUAUACAUUAAAUGGUAGUAGUGCAAUAAUCCUUACUUUAUGUAAGCAGAGUAAGUUCGUAGUAUUAGUGUUCGGCAAGGAUUUGCAAGGUUGUCACAAAUAUAAAUUUAUUAAUUUUAUUUAUUUCAUUAGUUUUCCUAUUUUCAAUUAUUU